Messenger RNA from Cryptomeria japonica (Japanese cedar), 1460 nucleotides. Its product is annotated as ethylene-responsive transcription factor ERF024-like. The coding region runs from base 470 to 1069 and encodes 199 amino acids. The transcript has a single exon. The record is from RefSeq and is a predicted model, not a curated record. Gene Ontology annotation, molecular function: DNA binding; DNA-binding transcription factor activity. Gene Ontology annotation, biological process: regulation of DNA-templated transcription. Lineage: Eukaryota; Viridiplantae; Streptophyta; Pinopsida; Cupressales; Cupressaceae.
GGUAAAACGUAUGAGAGCAAUACAUUACUAUGUUUGGAAUUGACAUAGUGACACAGGGUAAAGUAUGAGGCCAAUCCAACGCAAAAUGGAUAAAAGCAUGCUAAAUAAUACAUUGGCUAAAGUCGGAACACCACGCGUAUGAGUCAGAACAUUGCAAGGCUAGGCUUUGAGUGUUGUUCACGGAUUGAAACCCUAGUCUCCUUGAAGCCUUUUGCUUUAUGACCGUUACUGUGCAAAAGCAAACCUUGUAUUGCUUCGCCGCCGCAAAAAAAAAACAAGCGACUGAAAACAGGGCCACGUGGAGGUCAUAAUAAAAAAAUAUCCCCAUCUCCAUCGUUUUCCUUGUAUGACAGGGCUACGAUCGUUCCUCAGCCACAAGUUUUUCAUUAAUAUUAGAUGAAAUUCAAUAAUCUUACUACUCUGGCCAUUGGAAAUCUUAAUUUGAGCGCUUCCAAGUAAAUUGAUUGCUAUGGCUUCGGCAAGUGAUGAACCAAAAGCAAGAGAGGUUUCGAAUGAAAGAGAAGAGAGAAAGGAGUUGAAGUACAAAGGAGUGCGCCGUCGGAGUUGGGGAAAAUGGAUAUCUGAAAUUCGGGUGUCGAAGAAGAAGAGCAGAUUAUGGCUUGGGUCAUAUGACAGUCCUCACAAGGCCGCUAGGGCUUACGAUGCAGCUGCUCUGUGUUUGAAGGGUCCCUCCGCUCUGCUCAAUUUUCCUCACGCUGCACACACUCUGCCACGCCCCACUCAAUCUCUUCCUCGAGACAUCCAGUCCGCUGCUUCGAAGGCUGCGCAGACAUUCGAUGAGCACAGAAUGCUUUUACUUUCUCUUCCCUCAGAAGCCCAAUCUUCGAAACCCCCUGAAGAAAAAGAAAAUUGCUGUGAAUCGGGGCAAGAGAAUGAUAGAAUAUUGCUGUCAAUGGGCGAAGUGGGGCCCGGGGAAGAUUUGAUAUUUGAGUCGCCGGAUAUGAUGCAGAAAAUGGCGGAGGCUCUUCUAAUCACACCCCCUCCAGUACAUGACUACGAUGAUGGCAGUAAACCAGUGGAGCCACUUUACCCCCUGUGGAAUGAUUGAGUGAAUUUACGAAUUUUCUCAGUUUCUAAUUAAGGUUGCUGCAAAAAAAAGUUGUUUAGGUAGUUACUUAACUUAAACUUGCGUGUCCGCCAGGGUGCCGGAAAAUCUUGUGGACAUGGCUUAGGUUAAAGUACGGAUUGUAGGGCAUUAUGCAAAUCGGCCGACCCCACCGAGAAAUUUUUUUAUGAUGCUUUAUCCAUUUUGCUCUGCCCCCCUACGAGCAUAUUUUUUUAUUAACUAUUCUUUUAACAAGGAAAUUGUCGGGCGAACCAAAUAAAUGUAUAUAUACAAUUGAUUAAUGAGAAAAUCGCAAAAAACGAAAUAUUGAUACAUGGUUGGAGUCGAUCCAAAAUUAUGAAUAUAAUACGUAAUUGGAGUCGAUCCAAAAAUA